Molecule: messenger RNA, 992 nt
Organism: Prorocentrum cordatum
Lineage: Eukaryota; Dinophyceae; Prorocentrales; Prorocentraceae
Source: the annotation of a GenBank genome assembly
UUCCUUGGACGCUCGCACCUUAAGGAGACCGAGGCACGCGCCUGCAUGAGUGCGGGAGCCGCAGCCGUGGCAGGACCGACGCGGUUCAGCAGGAAGCGAGGCUCGGACAGACCAGCCGACCCCGACAGAGACAAAACACUUCGGACGGGCGGCGGAGGCAAGGACAAAGAGAAGGGCGGCAAAGGCAAGGCGACGGACGGGCAGCUCUCCAACGCGAUGGCUCGGCUCGUGCUGGCAAACACCAGGGACCUCGCCGACAUGUCUUCCAUCAUGUACGAGCGCUAUGCCAUCAACACCAGCGCGGGCAUCGUAAAAGGCGAUGAUCGAGGGAGGCAAAGCAUACGAGGCGGACUCAAAAGGUAUGCGAGCAGAGGCCGCGAAGGGCAACGCAGUGGAUUGGAAGGCGAGGGGCCCUCCGUUCGUGCACGUAUUCAUGGCGGCCUGCUCCUACAUCGCGGACAAAAAGGAGAAAAUGACGGACCCCACCUCGACGGAUCGCGAGCAGGCCAAGAUAUCGAAGGAGAUGAAGGAGUUCUUCACCGACAAGUUAGAGAAGAUAAACGUAGAGGAGACGGCCGACCUCAUCAUGUACUUCCGAGUACGCAUGCAGAAGAAGUUCGAGGGCCAGGAGCAGAAGGCCACAGUUCUGAUCAGGUUCAAUCCGAGCAACCCGCUCACGCCAGCGAUCGCCAACCACAUUCUGAGGACCAUCGAGAUCGAGGGCGGGACCAAGCUGCGAGGGGCAGCCCCGCGGGGGCCCUUGGAGAGAGAGAGAGAGAUCUCGAGGCUGCUCUGAGACGGCAGGUAGACCACAUGAGCAGCAGUCGGCGCCUGGCGGAAUUGAUUGAGCGUGGCAUUGUGAACCCAAUUGUUGUAAGCAGCGCUUUCAGUAGCAGCGUAUCGACUUAUAACAACCCUGCCUUGCCUGCGCGUCCCGUGGUGAUAAUGCCUUCUCGCACGCGUCACGGGAGCCAGGCUAAAGGCAAGAAGGG